Messenger RNA from Colletotrichum navitas, 564 nucleotides. Its product is annotated as P-loop containing nucleoside triphosphate hydrolase protein. The coding region runs from base 1 to 564 and encodes 187 amino acids. The record is from RefSeq and is a predicted model, not a curated record. Gene Ontology annotation, biological process: small GTPase-mediated signal transduction; mitochondrion organization. Gene Ontology annotation, cellular component: mitochondrial outer membrane. The transcript has 3 exons. Lineage: Eukaryota; Fungi; Ascomycota; Sordariomycetes; Glomerellales; Glomerellaceae. Gene Ontology annotation, molecular function: GTPase activity; GTP binding.
AUGGACGGAGACGCAAUCAAAAUCCUACUAGUUGGUGAUGAAAAAUGUGGAAAGACAUCGUUCAUCUCACGCCUGAGUGCACGCGAAGGAACCGGCCCCAUUACGCUGCUCAGAGACAUUGAUCAACCAUUUGUCUUCGAGAUCAAGCUCGGCCAAAACCCGUACCGUUUGGAGUUCUAUGAUACAAAUAGCCCCGAAAACUGGAAGCUCCUUGACCCCGACAUCGUCAUCUUAUGCUACGACAUCAGUCAGCGGCUCAGUCUCAUCAACGUGAGGAGACACUGGCUCAAGGAAGUUAAGCUGUCCUUCCGCAGACCUGACCGUCUGCCCAUUCUCAUGCUGGGUCUCAAACGAGAUCUGAGAUCCGAGGAUGACCCCAAUGGCAUCAUUUACCCCCAAGAAGCCUACCAGCAGGCGCAGGAGAUGCGCAUAGACAGAUACAUGGAGUGCUCUGCGGUAACGGGGGAGCUCAUCAAGCUGGCGUUUGAGGAUAUCUGCAAAACGGCAGUGCUGACGCGGAAGGAGGCGGGCGGGCAGACGGAGGGCGGAUGUGUCGUCAUGUAG